CACAGCAUCUGUCAGUCUGAAACAUACAAUAUUUGUGUAGGAGCUUCUUCUCCUUCAUAAAUUUUCAAAACCACUUCUGGAUACACUUUCUGCUCCAGCGCUAAACCCCAUGGAUGCAUGCGUUUUCUUUGCAUGAAAAUUAAACAAGGAUUUGUGGACUCUUUUUGAAUCGUAUUGGGAAGGUGAAAAACAAUAGUAAAUAUGGAGAGUAGUAGCGGAGAUGUAUACAGAGUGAGCAGUGCUCGUCUGAGCAGUUCAAACAUUUGGAGGAACAGUACCAUGGAUGUUUUCUCCAAGUCUUCACACGAUGAAGAAGAUGAAGAAGCACUGAAAUGGGCUGCCAUUGAAAAACUGCCAACUUACCUGCGUAUAAGGAGAGGCAUUUUCACUGAGGAAGAAGGCGAAGCCAGAGAGAUUGACAUCAAGAAUCUUGGGUUGCUAGAGAGAAAGAAUGUGUUGGAGAGGCUGGUGAAAGUUGCAGAUGAAGAUAAUGAGAGGUUCUUGAUGAAGCUCAAGAACCGGAUUGAUCGGGUUGGACUUGAGUUUCCGACGAUUGAAGUCCGGUUUGAGCAUUUGAGUGUUGAAGCAGAAGCUUAUGUAGGAGGGAGGGCGCUGCCUACAAUCUUUAACUUUUCAGCUAAUAUCUUGGAGGGCUUCCUGAGUUUCUGUCGCAUUAUUCCAACUAGAAAGCAUCCAUUUCCAAUCCUUGAUGAUGUUAGUGGAAUUAUCAAACCAAAGAGAAUGACAUUGCUUUUAGGUCCCCCAAGCUCUGGAAAAACCACACUACUUUUGGCUUUGGCUGGAAAACUUGCUAAAGAUCUAAAAUCUUCUGGGAGAGUUGUAUAUAACGGACAUGGGAUGGAAGAGUUUGUACCGGAGAGAACAUCAGCUUAUAUAAGUCAGUAUGAUCUCCACAUAGGGGAAAUGACAGUGAGAGAAACACUGGCUUUCUCAGCAAGGUGUCAAGGGGUGGGAGGACGUUAUGAAAUGUUGGCAGAGUUAUCAAGGAGAGAAAAGGAAGCCAAUAUUAUGCCAGAGAAAGAUCUUGAUAUCUACAUGAAGGCUGCAUCAUUAGAAGGGCAGGAGGCCAGUGUAGUUACAGAUUACAUACUCAAGAUUUUGGGACUUGAAGUUUGUGCUGACACCAUGGUGGGAGAUGAAAUGUUCCGAGGUAUAUCUGGUGGACAAAAGAAGCGAGUCACAACAGGGGAGAUGCUGGUUGGACCUGCAAGAGCACUUUUUAUGGAUGAGAUAUCAACUGGUUUAGACAGUUCAACAACAUUUCAGAUAGUGAAUUCCCUCAGACAAUCUAUCCACAUCCUCAAUGGAACUGCUCUUAUAUCUCUUCUCCAGCCAGCACCUGAAACAUAUGAUCUGUUUGAUGACAUAAUUCUCUUGUCAGAUGGGCAAAUUGUAUACCAAGGUCCCCGUGAAAAUGUGCUAGAGUUCUUUGAGUAUAUGGGCUUCAAAUGUCCAGAAAGGAAAGGAGUUGCUGACUUCCUUCAAGAAGUGACAUCAAAGAAGGAUCAGGAGCAGUACUGGUUUCAGAAAGAAGAGCCUUAUAAUUUUAUAUCUUCAAAGGAAUUUUCUGAAGCAUUUCAGUCAUUUCAUAUUGGUCGAAAACUAGGUGAUGAGCUUGCCACUCCAUUUGAUAAGUCUAAAGGUCACCCUGCCGCUUUAACAACUAAGAAGUAUGGUGUUAGCAAGAAGGAACUGCUCAAAGCUUGCAUUGCUAGAGAAUAUUUGCUCAUGAAGAGGAAUUCAUUUGUCUACAUUUUCAAAAUGACCCAGCUCACUCUAUUGGCCUUUAUAUCAAUGACACUUUUUUUCCGUACUGAGAUGCCCCGACAUACAGUUGAGGAUGGUGGGAUUUUCAUGGGUGCUAUGUUCUUUACAAUCAUCAUAAUUAUGUUCAAUGGGUUCUCCGAGCUUGCCUUGACUAUCAUGAAACUUCCUGUAUUUUUCAAGCAAAGAGACCUUCUAUUCUAUCCUGCCUGGGCAUAUUCCUUACCAACAUGGAUCCUUAAGAUUCCCAUCACCUUUGUUGAAGUUGCCAUUUGGGUAUUCAUGACAUACUAUGUGAUUGGUUUCGAUCCAAACCCCGGAAGGUUUUUCAAGCAAUAUCUUUUGCUCCUAUUCGUUAACCAGAUGGCAUCCGGAUUAUUCCGAUUUAUGGGGGCAUUAGGGAGGAAUAUAAUUGUUGCCAACACAUUCGGUUCUUUUGCUCUACUGGCAGUUCUGGUUAUGGGUGGCUUCAUCUUAUCCCGAGAUAAUGUGCAGGCGUGGUGGUUAUGGGGUUAUUGGGUCUCACCAAUGAUGUACUCCCAGAAUGCUAUAGCUGUCAAUGAAUUUCUAGGAGACAGUUGGAGUCAUGUUCCUCCCAACUCAAAUGAGUCAUUAGGGAUCAUGGUCUUGAAGUCUCGUGGGGUUUUCGUAGAAGCACAUUGGUACUGGAUCGGAGUAGGAGCUACAAUUGGAUAUAUAUUUCUAUUUAAUUUCUUCUACACUGUGGCGUUGCAAUAUCUUGAUCCAUUUGGGAAACCUCAGGCAGUACUCUCCAAAGAAGCUUUAGCUGAGAAAACUGCUGCUACAGCUGGAGGAAACCUAGAGCUAUCAUCAAGAGGAAAUAAUUCUUCAGGAAGUGUAUCAUCUCGAACACAGUCUGCUAGAGUGGGCAGUUUUAAUGAAGCCAAUGAAAACAGGAAGAAGGGAAUGGUUCUUCCUUUUGAACCCCUUUGGAUUACAUUUGAUGAAAUCAAAUAUUCUGUGGACAUGCCCCAGGAAAUGAAAACUCAAGGAAUAACUGAGGAACGGUUACCACUUCUAAAGGGUGUGACUGGUGCUUUUAGGCCUGGAGUUUUAACAGCUCUAAUGGGCAUAAGUGGUGCUGGAAAGACUACUCUAAUGGAUGUGUUGGCAGGAAGAAAAACUGGUGGAUAUAUUGAGGGAGACAUAACCAUUUCCGGGUAUCCAAAAAAGCAAGAAACAUUUGCUCGUAUAUCAGGAUACUGUGAGCAAACCGAUAUACACUCUCCUCAUGUUACAGUAUAUGAGUCUUUGGUUUAUUCUGCAUGGCUCCGCUUGCCUCCUGAGGUUGAUUCUGCAACUAGAAAGAUGUUUGUUGAGGAAGUCAUGGAGCUUGUGGAAUUGACAUCGAUAAGGGAGUCACUUGUGGGAUUGCCAGGAGUGAAUGGUCUCUCAACUGAGCAGCGUAAAAGGCUGACCAUUGCUGUAGAACUUGUUGCCAACCCUUCCAUAAUAUUUAUGGAUGAGCCAACCUCUGGCCUUGAUGCCAGGGCAGCUGCUAUUGUAAUGAGAACAGUGAGAAAUACUGUGGACACAGGGCGUACUGUAGUAUGCACUAUCCACCAGCCAAGCAUUGAUAUUUUUGAUGCUUUCGAUGAGCUGUUUCUGUUGAAAAGGGGAGGUGAAGAGAUAUAUGUUGGCCCUCUAGGCCGCCAUUCUUCCCAGUUGAUCAAGUACUUUGAGGAAAUUGAAGGGGUUCCCAAAAUCAAGGAUGGUUACAAUCCAGCAACUUGGAUGUUGGAAGUUACUUCAGCAGCCCAGGAAGUUGUUCUCGGUGUUAAUUUUACUGAUAUAUACAGGAGCUCAGAGCUAUAUAGGAGAAACAAGGAUCUGAUCAAGGAACUAAGUACUCCUCCGCAAGGCACACAAGACUUGUACUUCUCUACGAAAUACUCUCAAUCUUUCUACUAUCAGUGUAUGGCUUGUUUAUGGAAACAACAUCUAUCAUACUGGCGAAACCCACCAUACAGUGCAGUGAGACUCCUAUUCACCACUUUCAUAGCCUUAAUGUUUGGAACAAUAUUCUGGGAUCUUGGCUCCAAAAGGAAAAACCAACAAGAUGUAUUCAAUGCCAUGGGUUCCAUGUACGCCGCUGUUCUCUUCAUUGGAGUACAAAAUGCCACAUCGGUGCAGCCAGUUGUGGCUGUCGAGAGGACAGUCUUUUAUAGAGAAAGGGCUGCUGGAAUGUACUCAGCAUUGCCAUAUGCCUUUGGACAGGUUGUGAUUGAGCUUCCAUACAUAUUUGUCCAGACUGUCAUAUAUGGAGUCAUAGUUUAUGCCAUGAUUGGAUUCGACUGGACAGUGAGCAAGUUCCUUUGGUAUCUCUUCUUCAUGUACUUCACUUUCUUAUAUUUCACAUUCUAUGGGAUGAUGACUGUCGCUGUUACGCCCAACCACAACAUUGCUGCCAUAGUGUCCUCUGCUUUCUAUGCAAUAUGGAACCUUUUCUCAGGAUUCAUCAUUCCCCGAACAAGAAUGCCAAUUUGGUGGAGAUGGUACUAUUGGAUCUGCCCGGUUUCAUAUACAUUGUAUGGACUGGUUGCUUCACAGUUUGGAGACAUAAAAGAAGUAAUGGAGUCAGGAGAAAGUGUGGAGGACUUUGUGAGGAACUACUUUGGUUACAGACACGACUUAGUAGGUAUUAUCGCGGUUGUUCUUGUCGGGAUUUCAGUGCUUUUCGGGUUCACCUUUGCCUUCUCGAUCAAGGCAUUCAACUUCCAAAAGAGAUGAGGGAAUCAAUAAGAAACCACAACAUCAUGUGAAUAGAAAGCAAAUGCCAUCAUUUCAAGUUUUGAACCUUAAUGUGGUUUGCUGAAAUUCCAAGUUCUUCAGUAAGCAGUGUGCAACUUAAUUUUUAUAUAUAAUUAGGAUCUUUCUUCUUAGGUUUUGAGCAAGCAGCAAGCCAACUCCAUCUGUGUACUGCAUGUGGAGUCUGAUCUGAAUUUUGUAAUUGCAUUAUUUCCUCUUGUAACAUGUAAAUUUUGGUUUUCUUUAAUGAAUAUAAUCUUCUCUGUUGAUAUG
This is a messenger RNA of Fragaria vesca subsp. vesca, 4827 nucleotides long. Its product is annotated as pleiotropic drug resistance protein 1-like. Gene Ontology annotation, cellular component: membrane. The coding region runs from base 202 to 4536 and encodes 1444 amino acids. The transcript has 23 exons. Gene Ontology annotation, molecular function: ATP hydrolysis activity; ATP binding; ABC-type transporter activity. Lineage: Eukaryota; Viridiplantae; Streptophyta; Magnoliopsida; Rosales; Rosaceae. The record is from RefSeq and is a predicted model, not a curated record.